Staurois parvus is the source of this 315-nucleotide messenger RNA. The record is from the annotation of a GenBank genome assembly. Lineage: Eukaryota; Metazoa; Chordata; Amphibia; Anura; Ranidae.
CUAUUCAAAGCAAUCCCCAGUUGUCUUGUAAGGGAUUUCCGGCAAGAAGGAUCGCGAUCGGAAAUGCGCAGCAUGCGCAUAGGUUGAAUUCCUCGCAGGGAGAAUUGCAUACAUGCACACGCAUGAUGAAGAUUGGCGCCAGCUGACUCUGAUUGCUCUCCUGAUACUGGUUCCUGACUGCGGCUCUGCUCCUGACCCUUGGCUUUUCCUUCAGAUUCUGUAUCGUGCUGCCCGACUGUUGAUGACCCUGGCUAAUCCAUGACACUGCUCCUGUCUCUUGUCAUCAAUACCUGCCUUGCUCUGGUGCAUGCCUGG